AUGCACGAAAUCGUGGUUAUCUCGCCGAUCCUGAAGAUCUCAGCAAAGCUGAACAAGAUUUGGGACAACUUUUUGGAUACGAACGGAAACCUGCGCACGAGAAAUGGGAAGAAAAAAGGCCCGAUCAGUUGUUUGUUGGAAUCCCAUCCGGUUCAAUAG
Gongylonema pulchrum is the source of this 159-nucleotide messenger RNA. The record is from the annotation of a GenBank genome assembly. Lineage: Eukaryota; Metazoa; Nematoda; Chromadorea; Rhabditida; Gongylonematidae.